CAGUUGACAGUGGCGGGUCAGCCACAUCGAACCUAAUAUCGAUCAUAUGUUUAGCAGGUGCAAGUGGUUACAGCCCCUCAGACUCAAACCGUAGAUAGUUCUCAAUAGUUCUCGAUCCAUUGCCUCCUUUUAUAUAUUUGCUCCCGAUAGCUCAGGUUUCACUGAAUUUCUAGCUCGCUGUUGAGUCGCAAACUGUUGUAGCAUCUCACUCUUCACACUCGUCUAUAUAACGAUGGCUCAACAGUUUGCUGCACCCAAUGGUCUAUGGAUCCUACGGAAAGAUGCUCAGAAACAAUAUAAUCUUGCACCUUCAGAUCUAGAUGGGAUUCGUCCUAUCUCUCAGGAAGAAAACCCGCAUGGAGGUCCUCACGACAUGUUUAGAUACAAUGUCAUCGACGUGCAGGCUUUAGUUCAGUGCAUCCAGGUUUACGCUGACCCCAGCACUGGUCCAAAUGACUUAGCCCCUAGGAAUGGCCUGCGAAUCCUGCACAUGAGAGCUUUAGAAACAUAUAGUUUGCAGCCUUGUCAGCUGGAUCGCAUUAAGCUGAUCAGCAUCGAAACUAACCCCCACAAUCACAAUGCUGCGCCUAUGCGCUAUUACAAUCUCAAUGGUGUACAGGUACGAAUUUCUCUUAUUCGGGGUAUGAUGAGUUGGUUCCUAAAUGGUGUUCUUGCAGGCUCUUUCACUUCGAAUUACUCAUGCUGCUGAAAAUCCUGUCUAAUCUUCACCGAUGAUGCAGAUACAGCUAUAGUAUCAAUGGAUUUGGGUUCAGAGUCGCUUUGUUUCAAUGAGUAUAUCGAGAUGUCAAGGUGUGGUGUAAAUGUAUUGUUUUCUGAUACGGCUUCGUAAACAGGUGGUAUCGCCGUUAAGCAGGGACGGUAUGGCAUCUGCAAAUUUGUAGUAUUGACAAUGGAAGGAUGUGUUUUGCGAUACUGUAACAUUAGCAAAAAUGUGGAUGUAUAAUUACUAAGAUGGCUGCAACUCGGGGGUUCAGUCUUGGUCACGAAGCCGUGUGUACGAUGUCUCAGUAGACGAUGCAGAACGACUGUAUACAUUUUACCAAUGUGAGAAUAAACACUACACUACACA
This is a messenger RNA of Somion occarium, 1090 nucleotides long. Lineage: Eukaryota; Fungi; Basidiomycota; Agaricomycetes; Polyporales; Cerrenaceae. The record is from the annotation of a GenBank genome assembly.